Messenger RNA from Cucurbita maxima (winter squash), 2916 nucleotides. RefSeq lists its product as uncharacterized. Gene Ontology annotation, molecular function: molecular adaptor activity. Gene Ontology annotation, cellular component: CCR4-NOT core complex; P-body. The record is from RefSeq and is a predicted model, not a curated record. The coding region runs from base 184 to 2916 and encodes 910 amino acids. Lineage: Eukaryota; Viridiplantae; Streptophyta; Magnoliopsida; Cucurbitales; Cucurbitaceae. The transcript is spliced from 16 exons. Gene Ontology annotation, biological process: nuclear-transcribed mRNA catabolic process, deadenylation-dependent decay.
CUCUCGUGAUCGCCAUCAUCCCUUCUUUUUCGUAUUCUCUCUCAACCAGGACUGCUCUCUGUUCCAGCAAUCCCCCGACCCGCGUCUCUAGCUCUCCAUUCCGCUGUUCUUCUUCGCCUUCACUCAGCUGGACCUCGGUUUUUCCUUCUGCUGGAAAACCCUAGCCUCCCGAUUUGGGUCGCCAUGCUGAUGUUUUCGACUGCAACGUCCUCCCAGAUUCGCUUCCUCCUCCAGAGCUUGACUGAAUCUAAUGCUGAAUCUGUUCUCAAAGAGCUUUAUGAGUUUAUUGACUGUGGAACUGAAGGGAGCUUCAUACUGCUCAGAACUUGUUUGGAUUAUUUCACUAUCCAUGGGACAGAUUUGGAAAACCCGCUGUUGCGACUAGUUAUUUCUUCGGUUUUCAAGCAUCUCUUGGACAUACCUAAUUUUAGUACAAUAUUUUGUGAGUCCCUUAAAGGUAGAGAUAUCAACCAAGUUAUUCUCGAGAACAUCUCGAAUCUGUUAAACUUGUCAAUGUGUGAAAGAAUUGGAGUUGGUCUCGCUGUUUCAGAUUCUGAAAAUCUUGAUGCAAGAAUGUGUGGGAAGAACUUCUGCAUUAGUCAGAUUGAGGAACUUUGUGCUAAUGCUGUAUCUGUGGAUUCCAUUCAGCAAAUUCAGGAUAUUAUCAUGUUCCUCCAACGGUCUGAAGGGCUCUCAAAGCAUUUAGAUUCCUUCAUGCAAAUGCUAUCUUUGGUGCAGUUGAAGGAUGUUACUGAGUUUGUUUUGUCACCACUGCUUUCGGAUGCAUUGCGAGAGGAGAAAUUUUUAAGGAAUGUAAAUCUGUCACAAGAGUCCCUUGAUAAUGAUUUUGAUUCCAUCUUAGCUGAAAUGGAGAAGGAAAUGAGCAUGGGAGAUAUAAUGAAGGAACUGGGUUAUGGAUGCACAGUCAAUGCAACGCAAUGCAAAGAGAUUUUGUCCCUCUUUUUGCCGCUGACAGAGAUUACUAUCUCUAAGAUACUAGGCAUGAUAGUUCGAAAUCAUACUGGUCUUGAGGACAGUCGAAAUAUAUAUACAACUUUUAGUCUAGCUUUGGGUUGCAGCACUUUAUCUGAUCUGCCAUCCUUGAACUCUUGGGAUGUGGAUGUUCUCAUAGACACAGUGAAGCAACUUGCACCUAGUGUUGACUGGAUAAGAGUAAUGGAAAAUCUGGAUCAUGAGGGUUUUUACAUUCCGAAUGAGGAAGCAUUCUCAUUUUUCAUGUCUGUAUAUAGACGUGCAUGCCAGGAGGCAUUUCCUCUUCAUACAAUUUGUGGGUCCGUUUGGAAGAAUAUGGAGGGUCAGAUAUCUUUCCUUAAACAUGCCGUAUUUGCACCACCUGAAAUAUUUACAUUUGCUCACUCUGGAAGACAGCUGGCUUAUAUUGAUGGAGUGCAUGGCCAUAAGCUUCAACUUGGACAUACAAAUCACACAUGGACGUGCCUUGAUCUUUUGAAUAUUCUGUGUGAACUUGCUGAGAGAGGUCAUGCUAGAUCUGUGCAAUCAAUUCUGGAGUUUCCUCUUAAAAACUGGCCUGAGCUAUUGCUAUUUGGAAUGGCGCAUAUUAAUUUUAUUGACUGUGGAACUGAAGGGAGCUUCAUACUGCUCAGAACUUGUUUGGAUUAUUUCACUAUCCAUGGGACAGAUUUGGAAAACCCGCUGUUGCGACUAGUUAUUUCUUCGGUUUUCAAGCAUCUCUUGGACAUACCUAAUUUUAGUACAAUAUUUUGUGAGUCCCUUAAAGGUAGAGAUAUCAACCAAGUUAUUCUUGAGAACAUCUCGAAUCUGUUAAACUUGUCAAUGUGUGAAAGAAUUGGAGUUGGUCUCGCUGUUUCAGAUUCUGAAAAUCUUGAUGCAAGAAUGUGUGGGAAGAACUUCUGCAUUAGUCAGAUUGAGGAACUUUGUGCUAAUGCUGUAUCUGUGGAUUCCAUUCAGCAAAUUCAGGAUAUUAUCAUGUUCCUCCAACGGUCUGAAGGGCUCUCAAAGCAUUUAGAUUCCUUCAUGCAAAUGCUAUCUUUGGUGCAGUUGAAGGAUGUUACUGAGUUUGUUUUGUCACCACUGCUUUCGGAUGCAUUGCGAGAGGAGAAAUUUUUAAGGAAUGUAAAUCUGUCACAAGAGUCCCUUGAUAAUGAUUUUGAUUCCAUCUUAGCUGAAAUGGAGAAGGAAAUGAGCAUGGGAGAUAUAAUGAAGGAACUGGGUUAUGGAUGCACAGUCAAUGCAACGCAAUGCAAAGAGAUUUUGUCCCUCUUUUUGCCGCUGACAGAGAUUACUAUCUCUAAGAUACUAGGCAUGAUAGUUCGAAAUCAUACUGGUCUUGAGGACAGUCGAAAUAUAUAUACAACUUUUAGUCUAGCUUUGGGUUGCAGCACUUUAUCUGAUCUGCCAUCCUUGAACUCUUGGGAUGUGGAUGUUCUCAUAGACACAGUGAAGCAACUUGCACCUAGUGUUGACUGGAUAAGAGUAAUGGAAAAUCUGGAUCAUGAGGGUUUUUACAUUCCGAAUGAGGAAGCAUUCUCAUUUUUCAUGUCUGUAUAUAGACGUGCAUGCCAGGAGGCAUUUCCUCUUCAUACAAUUUGUGGGUCCGUUUGGAAGAAUAUGGAGGGUCAGAUAUCUUUCCUUAAACAUGCCGUAUUUGCACCACCUGAAAUAUUUACAUUUGCUCACUCUGGAAGACAGCUGGCUUAUAUUGAUGGAGUGCAUGGCCAUAAGCUUCAACUUGGACAUACAAAUCACACAUGGACGUGCCUUGAUCUUUUGAAUAUUCUGUGUGAACUUGCUGAGAGAGGUCAUGCUAGAUCUGUGCAAUCAAUUCUGGAGUUUCCUCUUAAAAACUGGCCUGAGCUAUUGCUAUUUGGAAUGGCGCAUAUUAAUGUACAUUUUUUCUUGUCACCUCUGCAUUGA